CUGGGCUUACGUUCCCGUACAACUCCUCCUCCCUUUUAUUCUCCUUUACCCGUGACUUCCAUCUUGCAAUUAAUAUGAUGCCAUCGCUCUUAUCUGUUCUACUUCUCAUCCUCUUCUCUCUUCCGCUCUUUCCAUCAUCUCUCUUCCACCCUUAGCCUACAUAUCCCCGACUUCUCAAUUCCCUCUGUCGUCGGAGAUGUCGUCCGGCCAUGUCUUGCCCGAUCAAGUUUGCUACGUCGGUUGCAGCUUCUGCAACACUGUUCUAGUGGUUAAUGUCCCUCACGACAACUCAUUCAACAUUGUCACGGUAAGAUGUGGCCUUUGUGCUAAUAUCCUGUAUGUGAAUCUUGAAGCCUUGCUUGGAAAACUCCCACUUCAGAAUCUUCAGAGUCAUAACCUUGGAUCUCAACACCUUCACAUGGAUUCCGGAUCUUCUUCCACCCGCAACAGGCUAUCAGUGAUGAGCUCGAUGGAUUUCGUUCAACAACAAAUGCAGCUGAUCCAUCCGUCGACCGAGAAGCGACGUGCUCCUUCUGCCUAUAACAGAUUCAUCAAGGAGGAGAUUCGGCGGCUGAAGGCGAAAAAUCCCAACAUUAGCCACAAGGAAGCUUUCAGCGCGGCAGCAAAAAAUUGGGCACACUUCCCCGAGAUCCAUUUCGGGCUAUCCAUCAAUGGGAACAAGCAAGUUUAGCUUCAAGGUCGAUAACGCUGCCUGCCUGCCUGCCCAACCGAGUCACGAUGGUUCUCAUGUCUGUUCUUGAACGGUGUAUGUCUCUCGUAUGGUUUGGUCUAAAUGGAUUGUUUGUUCCACCAUGAAUCAGAGUACU
Messenger RNA from Musa acuminata AAA Group (dessert banana), 827 nucleotides. RefSeq names its product protein YABBY 2-like. The coding region runs from base 197 to 691 and encodes 164 amino acids. Gene Ontology annotation, biological process: cell fate commitment; abaxial cell fate specification; multicellular organism development. Gene Ontology annotation, cellular component: nucleus. The record is from RefSeq and is a predicted model, not a curated record. The transcript is spliced from 6 exons. Lineage: Eukaryota; Viridiplantae; Streptophyta; Magnoliopsida; Zingiberales; Musaceae.